Molecule: messenger RNA, 475 nt
Organism: Pseudonaja textilis
Lineage: Eukaryota; Metazoa; Chordata; Lepidosauria; Squamata; Elapidae
Gene: ATP5MF
Product: ATP synthase membrane subunit f
Biological process (GO): proton motive force-driven mitochondrial ATP synthesis
Cellular component (GO): proton-transporting ATP synthase complex
Molecular function (GO): proton-transporting ATP synthase activity, rotational mechanism
Source: RefSeq, a predicted model, not a curated record
CCUAGCGCCUCUUUUGCGCCUGCGCAGCCUAUCUCUUCCCGGCAACCUUUGCGGGCAGAUCGCUUUAGCGGCCGCAAGAUGGCGGAACCACCCGUACCUAUUAAAGAUUUGAGGCUCCUGGAUGUGAAACUCGGUCAGCUGCCCACCUGGUUGGCAUCGCUCAAUUACACCCCCAGAGCUUUUCUGGAGUCAUGCAAGAGAGGCCACAACAGGUUCUACGCAAAAUACUGGGAGCCAAAGCGAUGUGGCAUCACCGGUCCCGCCAUGUUAAUAACCGCUUAUGUGGUUUUCAGCUACUACUUAGUGUAUGAUCACCUCAAGGAAGAACGCUGGAGAAAGUAUCACUAAGAUUCCACCGACAAGAAUACAAGUUUCUCUUGCUGUGAUCAGUCAACCACAGGCAACUGACCUCUGUAUUUCUCUUCCAAAGUAUCAAAUGUACACGGAGACCAAUAAUAAAAUAAUUCAAUCUGUG